Molecule: messenger RNA, 1348 nt
Organism: Manduca sexta (tobacco hornworm)
Lineage: Eukaryota; Metazoa; Arthropoda; Insecta; Lepidoptera; Sphingidae
Product: phospholipase A1
Exons: 3
Coding region: 111-1190 (359 amino acids)
Molecular function (GO): lipase activity
Source: RefSeq, a predicted model, not a curated record
GCCGGGGUCAAGUUCUCUUUAUAGGUUGAAAUGUUCAGACUAAAAACAUUAAACUUAUUCGUUUGUAAGCUAACAACGUGUUAGUCAAUCUCUUUUAAAAUAAUCGCAGUAUGUAUUUUAAAUUUAUGAAUUUCCUGAUGCUUUUUCUUUGUCAUGGAAUCUCGACUGAAGACAAAAGACUCAAGCAGGGUUUGCCGAACGGAUUUCUUUCUGACUGUGAAGGAUCUACCAAAGAAGCAAUAAUAUCUAAUAAAAGCUUAAAACACUUACAAAUAGCAGUUCUAGGACAUGGAAACGCCUUAACAGCCAAGAAAACUAUAUACAACUAUCAUCAAAUGAAAGAAUUGGCCGCAAACAGUGACUUCUCAAAGAAAAUUUUCAUGUAUAUGCCUGGCUACAUAGACCACAUAAGUUUUCCAGUUUCACCUUUAAUGGGAAUUCAAUAUAAAAAACUUGGUUACAAUGUUUGGAUUCUAGAAUAUUCCGCGUUUUCUCUUUGGUUUUAUCCUGUCGCCGUUCGCUUACUACGACCAGUUGGCCUCCGGGUCGCGGAAAUGUUGGCGAACCUCACGAAAUACGGCAUGGAUCCGAAAAAGUUCCACCUCGCCGGCAUCAGCCACGGAGGGCAAGGCAUCAGCUUCAUAGCCAAAAGCUACCGCCAGAUCACAGGCAGGAAUCUAUCACAUCUCAUAGGCUUGGAUCCAUCUGGGCCUUGCUUCAGAAAUUUGGGCCCAGAACAUAGAUUGGAUAGCUCUGACGCGGACUUUGUCGAAGUCAUACACUCCAACAUAGAUGGCUAUGGUAUGCCGGGGAGAAUGGGGCACAUUGACUUCUACAUAAAUGGAGGGGAGUACCAGCCUGCUGACAUCCCCACUAUCCCCUGCGACGGUUUUUGCAGCCACGUCAAAACUUUUUUCUACUGGGUAGCUGCUGUGAACAAUCCGAAGUGUUUCAUCGCUAUGAAAUGUGAUAGUAUACAGGAUGCUAGGGACAGGAAAUGUUAUAACAGAGAACCGAUGGUGACCAAUUAUUUAGGGGAAUACGUGAAUAAAUCUAGACAAGGUAUAUUUUACGUGCCUAUACACUAUGAAUAUCCUUACUGUAUGGGCAAGAAAGGCUUGAUACUAGAAAAUAAUAUUUACAUUAAAGAUUUGACGCAGGCAAAUAAAGUCGAUGUGUUAGUUUUAUGAUUAUCAAAUUAUGUAGUCUAAUACUAGUAAAAGGUAAUCGGAUUAAAGGUUGUGGAAUGUAGUUAUUUUACAAGAGUUAAAUGUGCAAGUAAUGCGCCUAAGGGUAAAUUAACUUCAGUACUAAUGAACACAAUAAAGUAUAGCUGAUGCAAGCGAUU